Messenger RNA from Suillus paluster, 801 nucleotides. RefSeq lists its product as uncharacterized. The coding region runs from base 1 to 801 and encodes 266 amino acids. The record is from RefSeq and is a predicted model, not a curated record. The transcript is spliced from 4 exons. Lineage: Eukaryota; Fungi; Basidiomycota; Agaricomycetes; Boletales; Suillaceae.
AUGGUUCUUGGGAUUCCUAUGGAAACAAUUGGUUUCACACUCAAUGUUACCCUGGCACUGCGAAGCAUGGCACCCUCAGUUUCUCACAUGGUUCUUGUAUUUCCUUGUUUCCCUGGUGCUGCGAAGCAUAAAAUGUGUGCAUUCACUCAUUAUUCUCUCCAAUCUCCCACCAUUAUGUCAGGGUGUGCUGUUGCUGCUGAUGGGCAUCUCAAGGAUGCAUCAGAAAUUGAAUUCUUCCAUGAUGUUGAUGACAAUGUACCUAUCCCUUCCUCUGCACCUGCCCCUCAUGCCUCAUCCUCUCGCAAUACCUUGGACACUUUUGUUCAAUUGUCCUGUUCUGGCCAUGCACCUGUUUCUGUGAUAGCUGGGGCCCAUUGCUCUGGCCAUACCAGCAAACCCUCAGAAAAAGUGCGGGAGUCCAUUCCUAUAGUUCCAGCCAAACAUAGCGGGUCCACCAUUGCAGGCCAUGCUCAAAAACAUGUUGAAUGUGUAGAUACAGCCCUGGCUGUUGAAGACAUCAAUGAAGAGCUGACUGAGUCACAUGACCCUGAUGACAACAAUGAUGGUGAUGGUGACAGCGAUUAUAACGGUGACGACCAUAAUGGUAAAGAUGAUGAAGAUAACAACAAAGCAUUCAAGAAGACGAAGACCUUUGGAGAUGCUGAUUGUGCUAUUUGUGCAGCUAUCAAGAAAGUUGAUCGUACAUCUGACAUCAGGACUGUAUUUACACAGGAAAAGGGACAUAUAAAUCCCCACACCAAGGCGGCCGAGGAUGGUUGGUGGUAUGAACUGUGUCGGUAA